AUGGCCAAAAUGUUUUCCUCGUUCCAGAGACUUCUCUCCAAUUUGUCCAGGCUUUUCAAAGUCUUGGGCAAUAUGGGGAGUGUCUCGCCAGUCUACCUGCUAGAUCGAGAUGAGGCCGAGACUACACGUCUCAAUGACCAGCAUCGCUUUCUCGUGGAGCUCUCCAACGUCAUUCACCCGUCUAUUCCAAGAGACCUGACGGCAGUAGCCGACAUUGGCACUGGCACUGGCGUCUGGCUCGAAGAUGUCGCCAAUAUCCUCCCGAACAAGUCAGUCGAGCUCCACGGCUUCGACAUCUCCUCAGCCCAAUACCCACGGGGCCACGAGAUCCAACGACCUGGCCAGAUGCCAAUCAAACUAAGCGUCCACGACGCACUGCGCCCGUUCCCAGAAGCUCACCGCGGCCGAUAUGACCUCGUACACAUCCGACUCCUCACAGCAGGCUUGAAACAAGCAGAUUACGCACGUGUGCUCGCCAACGCGCGCGCUUUACUAAAACCAAACGGCUGGAUCCAAUGGGAAGAAGUCGACCACACAGCGUUCUGCACAGACGCGGUACCCGAACCAACAGCAAUAACCCGACUGCGGUCAUGCGUGAUCGAGGCCAUGCUGAAACUAGGUCUAUGGCCGUUUGCGCCGCAGUGCGUGUAUGAUCAGAUCUCUGCGCAUGGGUUCACCGACGUCGUCCGCGAGACCUACACUACUGCUGGGAAAGACCAUAUGCGGCCUUUCGCGCAGAAAUGGGUCGCGGGUGUGAUGCGUGCGCUGACGCCACCUUCUAUGGUUGUUAUCGGUCAAGCUGAGGAUCUUAAGCAGGCACGUGGGAUUGUUGAUGGGCUGGUUCGCGAGUUUGAGGCUCAUUGUGAGUCUGCGACGGCGCUGGUUAACUUUGGAGUUACGGUUGGUAGGAGGGUUGGCUAA
Penicillium roqueforti is the source of this 921-nucleotide messenger RNA. Its product is annotated as putative LaeA-like methyltransferase. NCBI's taxonomy places the organism in Eukaryota, Fungi, Ascomycota, Eurotiomycetes, Eurotiales, Aspergillaceae. The transcript has 4 exons. The record is from RefSeq and is a predicted model, not a curated record. The coding region runs from base 1 to 921 and encodes 306 amino acids.